Molecule: messenger RNA, 7753 nt
Organism: Gekko japonicus
Lineage: Eukaryota; Metazoa; Chordata; Lepidosauria; Squamata; Gekkonidae
Gene: SRRM2
Product: serine/arginine repetitive matrix 2
Exons: 15
Coding region: 173-6664 (2163 amino acids)
Molecular function (GO): mRNA binding
Source: RefSeq, a predicted model, not a curated record
UUUCCUCACCCUCCGCCUGCGCCGCGGCUGGGGCUGCUGCGUCGGGUGAGGGAGCGCGAGCGAGUGGCGCAGCCAGAGACAGCGGCCUCCCCGGGCAGCGUGAGGGGGAGAGGCCCGCGGGGUGGCGGCUGGAAGGUGUUGGAGGCACCAGUGGUGCUAGUCUGUGAGCGCCAUGUACAAUGGGAUAGGACUCCCCACUCCCCGUGGUAGUGGCACCAACGGUUACGUACAGCGCAACCUGUCAGCCGUGCGCCACAAGAAGGAUCGCACAGACUACAAGUCGGAAGAGGAAUUGAGGAAGCUGGAGUCGUCCUUGGUCAAAAAACCUAACCAGGAUAUCCUGGAUCACGAACGCAAGCGGAAAGUUGAGCUGAAAUGCUUGGAGCUGGCUGAGCUCAUGGAAGAGCAGGGGUAUGGAGAAGGGGAGAUCCAAGAGAAGGUAGCCACUUUUCGGAUGAUGCUUCUGGAGAAAGAUAUAGCAGUGGUCAAGGAGGGGGAACAGCAGCAAAAGCCCACUGUCACAGAGACUCAUCAGCUGGCUGAAGCCAAUGAGAAGAAGAAUGAGAGGCUCCGAGCAGCAUUUGGGAUUAGUGACAACUAUGUGGAUGGCAGCUCCUUUGACCCUAACCGUAGGGCAAAGGAAGCUGCAACCGCUGCAGCAGCUAAACAGCAGCAGGAGCAGCAAAAGCAGCACAGUCUUGUCCGAGAGUCCAGCAGUUCCCGCUCACCGUCUCCAAAACAGAAAAAGAAGAAAAAGAAGAAAGACAGAGGCAGGUCUGAGAGCAGAUCGCCUUCUCGAAGAGAGAGGAAAAAAAGCUCAAAGAAAAAGAAACACAGGUCGGAGUCAAAGAAAAGGAAGCACAGAUCUCCAAGUCCCAAGAGCAAACACAAAUCCAAGGAAAAGAAACGAAAGAGGUCCACCAGCGAGUCGACAUCUCAGAAAGACCGCAGGGAUCGCUCUUCCUCCCCAGAUGGCUCUUCAUCUGAUGGCUCCCACAGCAGCAGGUCAGGCAGUGUCAGUACCCAGAAACGGGCUACAGGUAGACGGCAGAGCAAAUCCCCUUCAACAACUUCACAGAAGCGAGGAGAAACUGAGGAGGUUUCCAAGAACCUGCCAGAGAGAGAACGUUCAUCUUCUGCUGAACGAGCCCGGCAUGGCAGAAGCACAAGUCCAAGACCCAGUAGAGAAAAGCAGGAGAAAGCUGCGUCCAAACGUUCUCCAGUACAUGAGAGUCGCCAACGUUCUACCACCCCCCCACCUGCUAGAGAAAAGGAAAGAGACAAGGAGAAGAAGGCUGCUCGGCAUGGGGGUCGGAAAUCUACUCCAUCAUUUGAACAGGAUUCAAAGUUCAAAAGUCGUUCCCCAAUGCCAAAUGAUUCUCCAGAAAGAGCCUUGGGGCACAAGCGUCCCUCCUCCAAGGAGAGCAGGUCUCCCGCCUCUGUGUCCCCACCUCCUAAGAAGACCUCAGAAGAUCGUAAUGGGACACUCCCAUCAUCCAAGUCCAAGACAUCCCCUGAACAGAGGCAGCAUCUGGCAGCUUCUUCAUCUUCUCCUGCUUCUAAAGCUAUUGAGCCCAAGUUGAGAAAGACUUCUCAUGAUGGCUCUCCACCCCAGCGCUCCCGUUCCCCUUCAGAAAGUGGUAGCUGCUCCUCUUCCUCCUCCUCCUCUUCCUCCUCCUCCUCUCCUUCCUUAGCAAAGAAGCCAACUCAGGCUUCCCGUAGUUCUUCCCCUGAGGAGCCUCCCAAAAGACAAAACAAAGAGAAGGGUUCCACCCAGAGAGAGAGAUCUAGUUCAUCCCCUGAGAUCUCCCGUUCUGGGCAGAAGCAGUCAGCUAAGACCACAACAAGACGUGAACGUUCAGGCACACCUCCAGCCAAGAGCACUAAGUCAAGGGCCAGGAGGAGGGACAAAUCUCUUUCCCAAACACCCAUUACUCGCAGAGGUAGAUCUCGGUCUCGCACCCCACCUAAGAGGGCCAGAUCUCGUACCCCUCCAAGGAGGGGAAGGUCUCGCUCUGCUCAACGUCGUGCUCGAUCUCGUUCACGUACCCCUCAAAGGAGGGCACGAUCUCGUAGCCCGCAAUGGCGGGGACGCUCAAGAACACCCCAGCGCUGGGGCAGGUCACGCUCACGCACUCCUCCCAGAUGGGGCCGGUCCCGUACUCCUCAGAGGCGUGGCUGGUCUCGUUCCAGAACCCCCCAAAGGCAUGGAUGGUCUAGAAGCAGAAAUAGUGGGAGAUGGGGAAGGUCAAGAACCCCACCAAGAAGGGGCAGGUCACGUUCAAGAACCCCACCAAGAAGGGGCAGGUCUAGAUCUAGAACUCCGCCUCGACGAGGGAGGUCUCGGUCCCGAACCCAGCCUAGAAGAGGGCGGUCUAGAACAAGAAGCCCUCCUAGGAGGGGUAGGUCAGUCUCUUCACCAAGGAGGGAGAAAUCUUUGAUUUCUGCUAGACGAAGCAGGUCUGUAUCAUCUCCAGAUCGGAAGGCCUCCAGAAUUUCUUCAAGAAGAAGCCGAUCUAAUUCUUCCCCCCAAAUAAGAGAGAGAGCCAGAAAACCAUUGAGACGUAGCCAAUCUCUGUCAUCUCCUGAGUCAAGAAGCAGAUUGCGAGCAUCUCCAAGACGUAGUCGGUCUCAAUCACUUCAAAAAGCAAAAAAGAAGUCCCACUUAUCUCCCAGAAGGAGUCGUUCAGGGUCCUCCCCGAGAUCAAGGAAGAAAAAGUCAAGGACACCCCCACGACGUAGUCGCUCUUGUUCUUCUCCAAGACCGAAAAAGAAAUCCAGAUUAUCACCAAGACGAAGCAGGUCUGGUUCUUCGCCUAAUAAAAAAUCCAGGUCACCUGCCAGGCGUAGCCAGUCUAGGACACCUCCAGGACCCAAAAAUAAAUAUAGAAGGUCCCCAAGAAGAAGCAGAUCUGGCUCAUUGCCAAGACUCUCAAAGAAAUCUGAGGUUUCUUCAGCUGUUGAAGAGAAAUCUAAAAUGCCUUUCAGAAGGAGUCGAUCUGGAUCAUUGCCGGCAUUGAGAAAAUCUGAAUCUCCUGGAAGACGUAGCAGAUCAGGUUCUUCACCAGAUGUAGAGAAAAGAUCGCCUAGGAGACGGAACAGGUCUGAAUCUUCUCCAGAAGUCAAAACAAAGUCAAAGUUGUCAUCAAGGGCAGGAUCAUCACCAGGAACAAAGAAAAAGCUGAAGUCUCCUCCAAGACGGAGCAGGUCUGGAUCCUCUCAGUCAUCAGCGAAAGAAAGCUCCUUAUCUCCUCCAAGACGAGCCACCUCUGUAGAGCCGAAGUCCACACCGCCAUUGCAGCGAAGCAGGUCUGGGAGAUCCCUUGCAGCUAAAGAAAAAUCCAGAUCACCAGUCCUAAGGCAGAGCAGGUCUGGAUCACCUCCAGCUGUGAGAGAGCAGUCUGCCUCUCCUCCAAGGAGACCUUCAUCUGGAUCUUCCUCAGAACCAAAGAAGAAAUCCACUUCACCGCUUGGGAAACAUAGAAUUGACUCUUCUCCAAAGUUGAAGAAAUCUAGAUUAUCACCAAGGCGGAGCAGGUCUGGUUCUUCUCCACUGAUUGAAGAGCAGUCUAGAUCGUCUCCCAGAAGCAAGUCCAGAUACUCUCCUGAUGUGAAAAAAUCCACAUCACCUUUGAAACAAGUCAGGUCUGGGCCCUCUCCUUCAGCAGUGAAAGAGAAGUCUAGGUCCCCUGUCAGGAGAAGUGGGUCCCAAUCAUCUCCUGAACUAAAUGGCAAACCUAAAUCUCCCCCAAAGCAAAAUAAAUCUCAAGAAGUUAAAGUAAAAUCUGGAUCACCUUCAAGGCACAACAAAUCUGGAUCCCUGGUAGUAAUGGAGAGAGCUAUGUCACCAUGCCAGAAAAGCAAGGCAGGUUUAUCUCUGUCUGGAAAAGAAAAAUCACAUUCACCCCCAAGGCCAUGCCAGCCUGCAGCGUCACCUGUUCUUAAAAAGUCAGAGAUUCCAUUGAGGCGAAGUAGAUCUGGAUCUUCCUCGUCUUCCUCCUCCUCUUCCUCCUCCUCUUCUUCCUCUUCCUCCUCCUCCUCCUCAUCUUCUGCAGAGGAAGAUAAGCCUCGAUCACCCCCAAGACUGAGCCGUUCUGCAACACUGUUGGUUAACAAAGGCAAAUCUGUGUCUUCUCCAGUGCGCCGCAGGUCAGAUUCCUCCCCAGAGCCAGAGAGCACCACAUCUGCUGUUGCUGUAAAACACAACAGACCUGGAGUUUCUCCAGAAGUCAGAGAGACUUCAAGAGCUGCAGUAUUGGGGACUAGAUCACCUUUGGAGAAGAAAGAAACACCCAGAGAUGCUCCUCGGAGGAGUAGGUCAAGGUCAUAUUCUGGCAGUAAAGAGAAACCAAGAACACUCUGCAGUGGGAGCAGUUCAGGAUCUUCUCCAGAGCAAAAGGAGAACUCUGUAAGCAGGUCUGUGUCACCUGUGAGGCCUACUAUAAAAUCAAGAACACCUCCAAGGCACAGGACAUCACGCUCACCCCCAAGGCCUAGAGCAAAAUCUAGAACUCCCCCAAAGCGUGGCAGGUCUGGGUCACCACCAAGGCCCAGAGUGAAGUCCAGAACACCCCCAAGGCGACGUAGAUCUGGAUCAUCUCCAAGACCUAGAAUGAAAUCCAGAACACCUCCUAGGCGCCGCAGGUCUGGAUCAUCCCCAAGACCCAGAAUGAAAUCAAGAACCCCACCACGUCGGCGCCGUCGGUCUGGGUCAUCUCCACGACCCAGAGCAAAAUCUAGAACUCCUCCACGACAGCGCAGGUCUGGGUCAUCUCCACGACCCAGAGAGAAAUCUAGAACGCCAGUUACGAGGCAACGAAGAUCUGUGUCACCACUGAGCCCUAGACGAAAAUCUGGAACACCUCUGAGACGUGGAAGGUCCAGAUCUCUCUCUAGGCAGAAAAAUGCCAGUGUGCACCUGGGUAGGUCUGAGUCUUCAUCCUACCAUGAUAGACCAAGAACUUCCAUGAGACAAGGAAGGUCUGGUUCCCCCUCAAGGAGGAGCCGCUCCCGUUCACUGUCUAGACGACAAGAUAAAUCAAGGGGCUCGCUGCGGAGGGAAAGAUCUGUCUCUUCCCCGGGCCGGAGCCGCUCACGGUCUGCUUCUCGUCAGGACAAAUCUCGCUUCCUGUGGAAGGGCGAGCACUCACCUCGCAGAGGCCGUUCCCGAUCACCAGCACAAAGAGAAAUGUCGAGACUGUCUCCACAAAGAUCUGCCACUAAUCGGAAUGCAUCCCGUUCACCUCCCAGGUUAGAUGCUUCCCGUGGAACAGUGGCCUACAAAAGUAGCGGGUCCAGAAUCUCUCCUGAUUUCCAGUCAUCCCCAGUACGGAAGCGUUCCAGAUCAGGCUCCCAGGAAAUCUCUGCUUCUCCAGGAAGGAAAUCCCGUUCUCCUCCAGUGCUGGAGAAAUACCCCAAGUCCGAUGUUCAGGAGAAGUCAGCAGCUUCCUCACAUUGGCACAGCAAAAGCAGCACUGCCGUUCCUCGCACCCCAACUCCACCCCGCGAGGAUUCUCCCAAACCCCGAAAGAGCUUGUCUCCUGCUCCAUCCAUGCUACAGGAAUUGCCUUCUGUCUUGAAGAAUGGUGGUCCCGCUACUCUCCAUGACAUCCCAGGGGACAGGAAUCAGGCUUUACAUCCUAUUGUGGCUAGGGAUGAUGCAGCUGUCGGUGUUUCUCUGUUGUCAGGGAGAAGCAGUUCUUGUGCAGGAUCCCCUCUCCCUCUUAGCAAAGCCAGGUCCCCUUCCCCUUCCUCCUCCUCUGCAUCCUCCAGUCCCUUGCCAGCACUGGUUUCUGUGCUUGCCCCGCCUCCCAAGGAAGAGGAGCUACGAUCUGAAGGAAAGGCAGCAGAUAGGCCCGAGGCUCGCCUUCCAACCCUUGAGGCGGAGUCAGAGUUGGCUUCUGAAGUCACAGAGGAGAAUGGCAGGAAUAGCUGCCCCACCGCCCCACAGCUAGCUCUUCCCUCCCCGCCACCUUCUGCCCCUUCCAAGGUGAAGAGGAGCUCCUCCGCUUCGUCCACGACAUCUUCGUCAUCUUCGUCAUCCUCGUCUUCGUCAUCGUCUUCAUCUUCUGACUCCGAGUCCAGUUCAUCUGAGUCCAGCCCCCACAAUCAGCCAGAGAAGGAACUUGAGGCUGAGGUUGUACUGAAACAGCCACCAAGCCCGGUGCAGAGAGAAGGUAACCAUGAAGAGCAGCCUAUGGAACUGGGCAAACAUAAGCGGCGGUCUCGGAGCUCCAGCAGUUCCAGCAGCAGCUCUUCCUCCUCCUCUUCCUCUUCGUCCUCUUCCUCCUCCUCGUCUUCCUCAGCUUCCUCCUCCUCCUCCUCCUCAUCGUCGUCGUCGUCACCCAAGACUGGACCCCAGGCACAGGCCAAGGUGGCCACCAAAAAGAAACCAUCACCAGAGCCGAGGAAGUCCCGCAGCCCCCGAAAGCCUAUUGACUCCCUGCGAGACUCUCGCUCUCUCAGCUAUUCCCCAGCAGAACGGCGCCGAGUUUCUCCUCCAACCCAGCCACCUUUAGCUCCGAGGGACAGGCGCAGGGAGAGGUCCAGGGACAGAUCCUCUCAGAGGAACAGGCGAAGCAUCAGCAGGUCUCCAGGACGGAAAAGGCGACGCAAAUCCCCCAGCCCCAGAGCCACCCGCCGCAGAACUUCAAGGUCACCCUAAGCCCGUCGGAAGGUCUGGAAAGCCCUUGCAACCACAGACUGCGCCCCCCUGCCUCCCACAGCGCUGUCCCAGGUGGGAAGCCCCCUGCCUCCUGAUGCCCACUGGAAACCAGUGCGGGCGCAUGUGUGGGGGGCAUCUUCAUUUGCCAUCGGCUUUUUAUUCUCAUUAGUUUUUUCCGUCACUGUCCCCCGUCUUUAUUGCCCGUCAUUUGUCGGCAGCUACAUUCCCCUCCUCCCUGGACAUCUCUGCUCAGCACCCAUCAGGAUCCACCGCCUCUGCGCUCCUCCUCCUUCUCUUCCUCUUCCAACAGUUGGUGACGUUCAUUUUGAUUUUUUCCUCUCUCUCUCCUGUGAGCGUUUUUUCCCCCUGUGCGUUUUACAGCUAAGAUCUUCUGUGUUUUGAGAGGGGGGGGGUCUUCUUUUUGUUGAUUUAGAGACAUAAAAGGUUUAAAAAAAGAAAACAUAAAGGGGGUGGGGGUGGGCUAGGGAGAUACGUGAACUAAUCCGUUUGAUUUAGUGUUUCUCAGGCACCCUUCUCUGAACUGGUGGGCUGUAGGGAGAAGGAAGGAGAGCCUGUUGGCACUGGAAGUCUUCCACAUGCCAUUGUGGAGCCUCUGCUGCUCAGCGGCACUCACUCUGUUGCCCCCUGUUUCAGGAUCAGAUCGGCGCUGCGGGCAUCUUAUUUGAGGAGAAAAGCUGUGGUCUCUUUCAGUAGAAUGUGACAGUGGGGUUGAGUUUUGAGGGUGGUGAACUCGAAGAUUAGACCAGCACCCCCCCGCCCCAGUUUAAAAAACAGGCAGAAUUUUAAUACGUGGUGCUCCUUUUUUCCUUUUUAGCCCUCCCUCUAAGCAGACUCUUUUUCAUAUUCGAUCAGCUGAGCCAGGUCAAGGAGGGGUGGGGGGAGUGGACUGGAAAGGGGGCAGCCCAGGCAUUUUAUAGGGAGAGUGAGUUGAGAAUUGCAGGAAAGAAGCUGAGAAACCCUAAAUCAGGGAGGGAUGGGAACAGAAGUUUCUUCAUAUUUCUUAAAAGCAUUUAAUUUUUUUUGAUAUGUACAGCAAGGAGAUUUUUUCUGUCAAAUAAAAACUUAUGA